AGAUUGAGUCUAGUUCACGCCAAUUGUUUCUCUCUCUAGCUCCUCUCUCUCUCUAAAACAUAUUUUCCCAAUAUUUUAUUCCCACACCCCUUCCUUCUCAUCAACAUCUCGAUUUACUAUAAAACAAGUCUCACUUCUAAUUUUCUUGUACUAGUGGUUUCUUGUUCUUGUACAAUAUCAAAAUACAUACAUAAAUACAUACAUGUAUACAUACACACAUGUGUCUCUAUAUAUAUACUUGUCCACUUUUUUUGAUGGUUUAUUAUAAGAGCUAGGACUAUAGUGCACGACUUUCAAGAACUCAUAACCACUUAGUUUUUUUUUUCUUCCUUUCUUUUUUUUUAUUUAUUUUUUAUUAAUGGAGAAACUCAACCCCGUGAAAAAUGGUGGUGCUCUGAGAUUGCCACCUGGAUUCAGAUUCCACCCCACUGAUGAAGAGCUCGUGGUACAAUACUUGAAGCGCAAGGUCCAAUCAUCCCCCUUGCCUGCUUCUAUUAUCCCACAUGUUAAUGUCUGCAACUCUGAUCCUUGGGAUUUGCCAGGUGAUUCAGAGCAAGAGAGGUAUUUUUUCAGUAAAAGAGAGGUGAAAUACCCGAAUGGGAACCGGUCGAACCGGGCCACCGGGUCGGGUUACUGGAAGGCAACCGGGUUGGACAAGAAAAUUGUGAGCUCCAAAAAUAAUGAAGAAAUAAUUGUAGGGAUGAAAAAGACACUUGUUUUCUACAGAGGGAAGCCUCCAAAGGGCUGCAGAACUGACUGGGUUAUGCAUGAAUUUCGCCUCACUACUCAACAAAUACAACCCAAUAAUUUAUCCCUCCAGGAGAAUUGGGUACUUUGCAGAAUAGUAUUGAAGAGGAGGAAUAAUAAGAAGAAUGGUGAUGACGUGGAUGCGAGUAAUUCGGGUCGGGUUUAUUACGAUUUUAUGGGGAAGGAGAGGGAUGCUGAUUUGACGAAUUCGAGUUCGGGUUCGAGUGGGAUUACGGAGAUUUCGAACCGAAAUGAAUCGGAUGAUAACGAAGAAAGCAGCAGCAGUUGCAGCACUACUUUUAGAAGGAAGGAAUUUCCUUAAAUGAAAUGGAUAAAAAAAAAUUAUCCACUAAUUAAAAUUUAGAUUUUCUUCAGGCAAUCAAUCAUCAAUCCCUUUUUUUUAAGAUUAAUAACCUUUGAACACCUCUGUCACUUCUUGAGAAAAUGGAAAGAACAAAAAGAAAAAAAAACAGAGGAGAAGGGGAUUUAAAUGGUAGUUUAAAUUGUUUUUUUU
Molecule: messenger RNA, 1261 nt
Organism: Erythranthe guttata (spotted monkey flower)
Lineage: Eukaryota; Viridiplantae; Streptophyta; Magnoliopsida; Lamiales; Phrymaceae
Gene: NAC083
Product: NAC domain containing protein 83
Biological process (GO): regulation of DNA-templated transcription
Molecular function (GO): DNA binding
Source: RefSeq, a predicted model, not a curated record